This is a messenger RNA of Balaenoptera ricei (Rice's whale), 1236 nucleotides long. RefSeq names its product myomegalin-like. The coding region runs from base 1 to 1236 and encodes 411 amino acids. The record is from RefSeq and is a predicted model, not a curated record. The transcript is spliced from 9 exons. NCBI's taxonomy places the organism in Eukaryota, Metazoa, Chordata, Mammalia, Artiodactyla, Balaenopteridae.
AUGUUGGGUGUCAGCAAUGUUCAUCCUGCUUCCCCAGCCACAUUGCCGACCAACCAUUUAGAAGCCAGCUCUUCCCACUACCUCAACCCUGCCCAGCCCCUCUCUCCUCUGAGGGGCACCAAAGAACUAGGCAGCAUCCUCGAGCCUGGGUACUUGGGCAGCAGAGGCCAGUGGGACAUGAUGAGGCCUCAGAAAGGGAGCAUAUCUGGGGAACCGUCUUCAGGCUCCCCCAUGUACCAGCUUAACUCCAAACCCACAGGGGCUGAGCUGCUAGAGGAGCACCUUGGUGAGAUCCGGAGCCUGCGCCAGCGCCUGGAGGAGUCCAUCUGCAUUAACGACCGCCUGCGCGAGCAGCUGGAACACAGGCUCAGCUCCACCGCCCGCAGAAGCGGACCCACCUCUAACUUCUACAGUCUGGGUCUGGAGUCCACACCUCAGCUCUACGAUGAGAACAGAGUCCUUAGGGAAGAAAACCAGAGGCUUCAGGCUCAGCUCAGUCAUGCUUCCAGAGCUGCAACACCAAAGAAACAGUCCAUAGACAGUGACAGGAACAACAACGUUCAAAGGAUACAGAAUCUUACAAGUCCUAAACAAAGGGUUCUGGAGCGACACUCCACAGUAUUCGGCAAACAGCAGGCAGAACAAGGCAGCAAUCUUCACCACUCAAGGGGAGAGUCCAUGAAAAGGGAGCUUCUGGAACUGAGAACCAAACUAUCCAAACAGGAGAGUCUCCUUCAGAGCACAGCUGAGCAUCUGAAGACCGCCAACCAGCAGAAGGAGAGCAUGGAACAAUUUAUCCUCAGCCAGUGUGGGUGCCCCCAGCCAGGGAAUGGGACAGGAAAUGGGGGUCCUUCCAGGUUCUCCACCUGUGCUGUGAAUGGACAGAGACCAGAGAGUGACCAGGACACACGAUGUUUUGAAGAAGGCAAGGACAAAUUUGGAGGUGAAAUCCCUAAGGGCUCUGCCAUGCACCCCAGUCCUGUGACCCUUGCCUUCCAGGAGCCAUGCAAGAAGCGAAGCCACCAGAGGUCCUUAAAACUGCAGGGAGGGGGCUUGGGAACCAGCAACAGCACAUUUCUCGCCUCAUCCUCCGAGGGUCAACUCGGGGGAAACGGGACCUGCUUCCUAGCGAUGGAGCAUGUGGUCCCCACGCUGGAGCUCCACGGCAGAUCGAAAAGCUCAGGACUGAGCAGCGGUGCCCCGCAGGACAGUGUCGGCAGGGGCCCAACGACCUGA